Danaus chrysippus (African queen) is the source of this 246-nucleotide messenger RNA. NCBI's taxonomy places the organism in Eukaryota, Metazoa, Arthropoda, Insecta, Lepidoptera, Nymphalidae. The record is from the annotation of a GenBank genome assembly.
AUGAUUGGUCGAAUAAUUAGACAAUUCUCCGAUUCAAAAGCUGUUAUGACAUCUCGUCUUUUGUAUAAAUUCUUGUUAAGAGAGUGUGAAAAGUUGCCGCCGGAUGCUUGUAAACAUUAUAAAUUUGCUGUCAAACAGAGUUAUAAGCAGCAUAAAACUGAAUCUGAUCCCGAAAGAAUUAAGGAUAUAAUACAAAAAAGUGUUGAGGAUGCUAAGUGGAUUGUAGCAAAGUAUACAAAGAAAUAA